AUGGCUAGCACAGGAAGUCCGAUUGAAAAUCCUCUCGGAGUCAGCUAUAGUCUGCUUGUCGGCCCUCUCCUCAUUGGCGUAGUCGUCAAUGCACUCGUCUUUGGUGUCUGCGUCAUGCAGCUCAUCUCCUAUUUCCUCGCGGGCUAUAGAGAUAAUUGGAAAGUCAUAGGCAUGUUAUCCUGGAUAUACAUAAUUGACGCAUUCCAAGUCGCUACUUCUGUAUCGAUGUUAUGGCACUACAUUGUCCACAACUUCGCAAAUCCCAUUGCACUUGCGUCCUCACCCUGGGAAUACGCCACCCUGCCCAUCUUUUCGUCUCUCGCUUCCGUACCGAUUCAACACUUCAUGGCGUAUCGUAUCAUGCGCUUCUCAGGUUCCAAGCUCCUCUUCGCAUGGAUCUCCAUUCUCUCGCUUGCACAAGCCGCAGCGGCAUGCACGAGCGCCGCUAAGGGCCUUAUGAGUCCCUCGAUUGAAAGUCAUAAGGCGAUUAUACCUGUUGCGGACGCCUGGCUUGCGUUGAGCGUUGCGUGUGAUACAAGUAUUACGAUCCUGCUAUUGUAUUAUUUGUUGAAGAACCGGACUGGGUUCGAAAGAACAGAUUCGAUUAUCUCGAGAAUAUGCACAACGACUGUUCGGGCUGCUGUUCCUGUUACAGUUCUUUGCAUUCUCGACUUAUGCUUCCUCACUACGACACCGAAUAACAACUUACAUUACAUGUUCGCCUUGCCCGUCGGUCGGUUAUAUACGAACACGCUCAUGAGUACGCUGAACGAACGUAAACUCUUGCGCUCGCAGAUGGAGAACUCUUCUGGGAACAGGGGGAUAAGCCUAGCCGCCUUAACAACAUCCAAACACCGCUUCCAACGACACCCCGCCCAAGUCCGUAUAGACGUAGACGUAAACCAUGACGGUUCACCCAACUCACCCGUCGACCUCGACAGCGUAAAAGACAGCUUACGAAACAUGCGAGGGAUGACAAUGGACGAAGACAAGAAACUCAGCCCGCUCGACGAGGUCUCACCAAUGUCCUCCCCACGUACUCCAAUCAGCCCGAGUCAAGCGCAUGUGGUGAACGUGUUGCCUAGAGGGAACGGAUAUGGGAUGAGUGAACGAUCACAGAUGCAUGGUGGUGGAGAGGGGAGUGGGAACGAAAGUGGAGAGGAGAGCGGUGUGAUGGAGAGUGGAGGUGUUAGGUUCGAGAGGGCCGGGUAUGGGUAUUGA
Molecule: messenger RNA, 1221 nt
Organism: Fomitiporia mediterranea MF3/22
Lineage: Eukaryota; Fungi; Basidiomycota; Agaricomycetes; Hymenochaetales; Hymenochaetaceae
Exons: 9
Coding region: 1-1221 (406 amino acids)
Source: RefSeq, a predicted model, not a curated record